UAACCUCUAUACAAUCGCUUCUUAUUCUCCCUUUCUUCUUUCACUCUUUCUGAUACACAUUGUUGCUACUAAUUCCUCAGACAGUUGAAAUGCAGAGUCACUGAGAAUUAUAUAGCAAAUGCCAAGUGAAAUGGAGUCCAAUAAUGCUGAAUAUGUGACACUGGGAGGAGAAGGUUCAACUCCAAAGUUAGAGAAGAUGAGCAAGGUUUCAAUUAUGCCUCUGAUGUUCUUGAUCUUUUAUGAGGUCUCGGGAGGACCUUUUGGUGUGGAAGACACUGUGAGAGCAGCUGGUCCAUUGUUGGCUCUCCUUGGUUUCUUGCUUUUCCCAUUCAUUUGGAGUGUUCCAGAGGCACUCCUAACUGCAGAAAUGGGUACUAUGUUCCCUGAGAAUGGUGGCUAUGUGGUUUGGGUUUCAUCUGCACUGGGUCCUAACUGGGGUUUCCAACUAGGUUGGAUGAAAUGGCUCAGUGGAGUCAUUGACAAUGCUUUAUAUCCAGUUCUAUUUUUGGAUUACCUUAAGUCAGCUAUUCCAGCUUUAGGAGGUGGUUUUCCAAGGAUAAUAGCAGUGAUAGUUUUAGUUUUAGCUCUCACUUACAUGAACUAUAGGGGGCUAACCAUAGUGGGGUGGGCUGCAAUAUUGUUGGGAAUCUUUUCAUUACUUCCUUUCAUGGUUAUGGGAGUUAUAGCAAUACCUAGAAUAAAACCAACUAGGUGGAUCAUGGUUGAUUUGAAGAAAGUGAACUGGGGUUUAUACUUGAACACUCUCUUCUGGAAUUUGAACUACUGGGACUCAAUUAGUACCCUUGCUGGAGAAGUGGAUAAUCCUGGUAAAACCCUCCCAAAAGCUCUUUUAUAUGCUGUUAUGUUGGUUGUUUUGGGGUACUUUUUGCCUCUUCUGAUAGGAACUGGAGCUAUGCCGGUUAACCGUGAGCUAUGGUAUGAUGGUUACUUCUCAGAAGUUGCUAGAGUGAUUGGAGGGGUUUGGUUAAGGAGUUGGGUUCAAGCAGCAUCUGCUUUGUCAAAUAUGGGGAUGUUUAUGGCUGAGAUGAGCAGUGACUCCUUCCAACUUUUGGGGAUGGCAGAAAGAGGCAUGGUUCCUGAGUUCUUUGCGAAAAGGUCACGUUAUGGGACCCCUCUUGUUGGCAUUUUGUUCUCUGCAUCUGGGGUGGUCUUGCUUUCAUGGUUGAGCUUUCAAGAGAUAGUUGCUGCUGAGAACUUCUUGUACUGUUUUGGGAUGCUUAUGGAGUUCGUGGCAUUUGUCAAGUUAAGGAGGAAACUCCCAUAUGCCGAGAGGCCUUAUAAAGUGCCUGUUGGGAAAACGGGAGCUAUAUUGAUGUGUGUGCUUCCAACACUGCUGAUAUUUGUGGUCUUAGCUCUUGCUUCUUUCAAGGUCUUCAUUGUAAGCUUCUCAGCUGUGAUCAUAGGGCUUGUAUUAAGGCCUUGUUUGAAAUAUAUGGAGCAGAGAAGAUGGCUUAGAUUCUCUGUUAAUCCUGAUCUUCCAGAUAUUCGUGCUACUUAGAACUUGUAGUUGUAUUUAUCAUAAAGCUUUUGUAAGAACUGAAUGCAAGCUAACCUUUCUCUUUACCUCCCCCUCAUGCAUCUUUCCUGUUUUUCUGUUCAAUUGUAUCUCUGAUGCUGCUAUGUCUAUGCCCCUAAUACGAGUAGUUUAAUUUCUA
Messenger RNA from Glycine soja, 1676 nucleotides. RefSeq names its product probable polyamine transporter At1g31830. Bases 119 to 1519 code for a protein of 466 amino acids. Gene Ontology annotation, molecular function: transmembrane transporter activity. NCBI's taxonomy places the organism in Eukaryota, Viridiplantae, Streptophyta, Magnoliopsida, Fabales, Fabaceae. The transcript has 2 exons. Gene Ontology annotation, biological process: transmembrane transport. The record is from RefSeq and is a predicted model, not a curated record. Gene Ontology annotation, cellular component: membrane.